AGUGGGAGGCGGGGGGAACGACAGAGACACAGAUACAGAUACAGAGACAGAGACACAGGGUGAAGCCAGCAGUCAGGAUCGACUUGCAGGAACUGAAGAAACGCCGGUGUAGAUAAGGAUACGGGGGGAGGUGACAGACACCGACAGUAUCUGAAGGAAAGUUUUACAGCGGAGCUGAGCAACGCUCUGUCGAGUGAUCGGGAGCUCCGGGCGAUCCCAGGGACACGAACUGAGCUCAAUGGAGCCGGAGAGCGUGGAUCAGGCGGUAGGCUACUUGGAGGCGGCUCUGCGGAAGGUGGAGCUGGAGGUUCAGGGGGACAUGGGGGCGCUGAGACGGGACGUGGAGCAGCGGAUCGAGGAGCUGCUGCAGUUGGUGAAGCCGCUGUCGCUGAUCGUGGACAGACUGCAGGCGGAGAACCGAGACUUGCGCGGACAGGUCCAGCGCCUCGCUCAGCAGGUGGAGCGGCUGACGGGCAGAGCCGGCCGAGACGCCGACACAGCAGCCGGGGUCUGCAGCGAGCCGGCCGGAAGGCCUGGAGAGCAGAUGACUGAGCAGAAUGGAAUGGAAGGCAGUGGACCUCCACAUUGCAGGACAGAAAUGGCCCCCCUCCAGUCUGCACGAGAAAAGGAGGGGACAGCACCAUGGAACGUGCCGUCCCUGGCUCUACAGCAGCACCGGCCGGCAGCGGUGAGCCUGGCUCACCUGCCUAUCACCGCCGUUACCAAGUCCGGGGAGAAGUUCUCUGCGGAGGUGUCGAGUGGCGCCACUCCCCGCUCGGAGUCCCUCGCUCAGCCGGCUGUGAACAAACCCCAGACAGAGUGUGUCGGCCAGACGGCACCACAGACAGGCAAGAACGCCAACGGCAGUAGGACGCUCUCUUCCACCACACACUCCACGUCACGCGACGUCCGUUCUCCGACCAGUGUCCUCGACCUUUACCCAGGCGUGAACGCCAAAUCGCGGUCACCACCACCAACAGCACCUCGCCAGGGGGGGAAGAGGCCUCAGCUGAUGCGGUCACAGACACUGCCGCGGACAUCAGCACCCCAGUCCAGAAAGGCACUCUUUGAGAAGUUUGAGCCAGAAGGCAGCAGGGGGAGAGUCGGAGUUUCAAAGGGAAAGCUCCAGAGGUCACAGAGUUUUGGAGUGGCUAGUGCGAGCAGCAUCAAACAGAUCCUCCUGGAGUGGUGUCGCUCCAAAACGAUAGGGUACAAGCUCAUUGACAUCCAGAACUUCUCCUCCAGUUGGAGCACUGGAAUGGCAUUCUGCGCCCUCGUCCACUCCUUCUUCCCUGAGGCUUUUGACUACAAUGAGCUCAAUCCCAGCGACCGCAAGCACAACUUCGAGCUGGCGUUCGGCACGGCUGAGAAGCUGGCACACUGCGACAGGCUAAUUGAAGUGGAGGAUAUGAUGGCGAUGGGGAACAAGCCCGACCCCAUGUGUGUCUUCACCUACGUCCAGUCGCUCUACAACCACCUGCGCCGCUUUGAAUGAGGCCACCCCCUUGCCAGAGCGGUGGCCAAGCAGCACUGGUAAUCCCAGCUCCAGGGGCGCGGUGCCAGGGGAUGAACAAAUCCCGAACACCAUCUCCCGCUGACACAGGGUACAAGCACCCAACGCAGAUUGCACCAGGAUCGUCCUGACCCACUCCGAAGUAGCAUCUUACUUUAAAGAUUACAAUAAAAAGAAAUUUCACUUGUAUUGUCAGGA
Messenger RNA from Mobula hypostoma (lesser devil ray), 1711 nucleotides. It is a transcript of the gene smtnl2, whose product is annotated as smoothelin, like. The transcript has 8 exons. Gene Ontology annotation, biological process: actin cytoskeleton organization. Lineage: Eukaryota; Metazoa; Chordata; Chondrichthyes; Myliobatiformes; Myliobatidae. Bases 239 to 1495 code for a protein of 418 amino acids. The record is from RefSeq and is a predicted model, not a curated record. Gene Ontology annotation, cellular component: filamentous actin; microtubule organizing center. Gene Ontology annotation, molecular function: protein binding.